AUUACUGUGUUGACAAAUUCACAGUGGCAGGCCAGCAGGCACACCCCACUUAAGGAAACCACAGUUACCAAGUAUCAACACAAACACAUGAACUCAAGGGCUCUGGCUGGAGAAAAACUAAGGCCUAGCAGUAGAAUGUCGCACAAGUCAAAGGCUUAUAAGAAUCAAACCAGGUCUGAUGUUUUGGAGGCUGGUCUCAGCGGUCAGGAGAGGACCAUUGCGGUGCUGCUGGAGCAGGCUUUCAGGAUCAAAGAGGAGGUGGCAGCAGGUCUGCAGUCCACCCGGGGCUCCAUCCAGGUGGAGGCACUGUCCCGCAAGCUGCUGGAGAAUCACAUACUGACUAUUACACGCAUUGUUAAGCAGCUUAGCUUGGACAUACAGGCCCUGGAGAAACAGAUCAAAGAGCGGGACUUGACCACCUCUGGAACUACACUGGCCUUUCAGGAACUGGACCAGAGGAACAUGGCCGGCUUUGGAAACCUGAGAGGAAGAGUAGCAAGGUGUGAUGCCAGCAUUGCCAAGCUGAGCGCUGGCGUGAUCUCGGGGGAGCAGCAGCUGAUUAGACUGCAGCAGGAAGUGACAGAGCUCAGGUCGGCUGUGGACGGAUGUCUCAAAGAGCUGAAAGUCAAGAUUUAUCAUGACCUGGGGAGGCUGGAGGCCUCAGCGUCAGAGCGUUAUCAGGGUCAGAAGUGCACCACGUCUGAUCUGCAGGCACAGGUUAAACAACUAGAUGACAGGAUCUCUGUAGGUCUAAAGGAAGCAAAAGAGCAAAGAGAUUCACUGAGGAAGUGGACAGAGCAACGGCUGAGCACCUCCACUGAGCGCUGCACACAACAGCUUAACAAAAUGAUUGAAUCAGUAUCUAUAUUAGCUGACCGGCUCUGUGCUCUGGAGGCCCGCAUGAAACAGUGUGAGACCCAGCAGGAACAGACCCACCGCAGACUGGUCGACCUGCUGAAACGCCAUGAAACCAAACUAACGAAGAGCAUUACCUCAGUGGAGAGCGACCUUCAUCAGGAGCUGCAGCUGCUCAAACAGGAAUCCCACAAAGGUUUCCUGUCUGUGCAUGAUGCCGUUGAGUCCCUGAGGCAGAUAGGUGACAUCAAGUCCCAGCUCAACAAAAAAGAGCUUCAGAGGGAUUUUAGGCUCAACAAUAGCAAGGUGACAGACCUUCAUGGUCUGUAA
Molecule: messenger RNA, 1185 nt
Organism: Cheilinus undulatus (humphead wrasse)
Lineage: Eukaryota; Metazoa; Chordata; Actinopteri; Labriformes; Labridae
Gene: fam81b
Product: family with sequence similarity 81 member B
Exons: 9
Coding region: 88-1185 (365 amino acids)
Source: RefSeq, a predicted model, not a curated record